AGGUUAUGUGGAAAGUGGUGAUGUCGGAGGAGGUUGGAAGAAAAGUGCAGGCGGUGGUGGACAGGGUAAAUCAGGCAGUUAGCCGUCGCCCUAAGACACUACCAUGCGUGACUCCUCGGCUGGUGGCAGUUAGUAAGACUAAGCCCCCAGAGAUGGUGAUUGAAGCUUACAAACAUGGACAGCGCAACUUCGGGGAGAACUAUGUCAACGAGCUUGCUGAGAAAUCCACACAUCCCCAGAUUUUGGCAUCAUGCCCUGACAUAAGAUGGCAUUUUAUUGGGCAUUUACAGAAGAGUAAUGUAAACAAACUGCUAGGAGUUCCAAACUUGUUCAUGGUGGAGACCAUAGACUCUGUCAAACUGGCUGACAAAGUGAACAGCUCCUGGCAAAGGAUAGGGGCGUCAAACUCUCAGAGGUUAAAGGUCAUGGUACAGAUCAACACCAGUGGUGAGGAGAUUGAAGUACGUGUCUCUCCUGUCCUGUCAGGUAAACAUGGACUCCCGCCUGAGGAAACAGUCGACACGAUCAAGCAUAUCGUCUCCCAGUGCCCUGCCCUGCACUUCGCCGGACUCAUGACCAUUGGUCGCUAUGGCUAUGAUCUCAGUGAGGGCCCCAAUCCAGAUUUUCAGAUGCUCCUGAAACGUCGACAAGAAGUGUGUGAAAGUCUUCACCUCCCAGUGGAAGAAGUAGAGCUCAGUAUGGGCAUGUCUACAGACUUUGAACAUGCAAUUGAGGUGGGUUCGACCAAUGUGCGAGUUGGCAGCACUAUUUUUGGGACGCGAGAGUACCCUAACACUCCCAGCCCAAGUCCGGAGAAAAGGCCAAAGGUCGUGACAGAAGAAGCCGCCAAGAAAAUGGAGCGGCUGACUGUGACAGAGCACUGAGGCACCUUAAAGAAAAACAAACAAACAAACAAAAAAGAAGACAAUUUAAAACAAAACAACUAUACUUGAUUGGGCCAUUUAAAAGAGACCUUGAGGUGGCUGCAGAGAGAAUAGGUCUUUGUAUGUCUUAAUAAUGGUACAUGAUCUGUUAAUCUGAAGGGAGUGUAAUAAUGGAUACUGAAAUGAAACGGAAGGUAACAUGUUUAAGGUAUUUUGACAAGCAGCUCUGCAUUUGUAUAAUUCCUCUGGAUUCUGGUCUGUUUCACAUAGGCAUUUGUCUCAGACAGUGCUACAACAUUUCACAUUUCGUAUCAUCUGUUUAAUAACUCAUUCACCUGUUUAAUAACUCAUAUUUGUCUGUUUAAUAACUCAUAUUUAUCUGUAUUAUAGCUUCAUGGACACACUCAUCUUGUGCCAAGUGCUGAUCUGUUUUGCCCAGGUCCUGUGUUAUCGAGAAAGGAGUUUUCCAUGUCUCAUGAUGCUUAUUUACUACUAACUUUUAAUAAAUCAUUUUUCAGUAUACAUGUUCUAAGUUCAUGUUAGCUAUUCUGAGUAUAUUAAAUUAAUGAA
Molecule: messenger RNA, 1454 nt
Organism: Chanos chanos (milkfish)
Lineage: Eukaryota; Metazoa; Chordata; Actinopteri; Gonorynchiformes; Chanidae
Gene: plpbp
Product: pyridoxal phosphate binding protein
Exons: 8
Coding region: 6-884 (292 amino acids)
Cellular component (GO): intracellular anatomical structure
Molecular function (GO): pyridoxal phosphate binding
Source: RefSeq, a predicted model, not a curated record